GACAAGAACAUCAACGCCCAACCACCGAAACAUUAUAUGCGCCUUCAAUCCAACUUCCGCCCCAUUAAUCCUCCGAGUCGCCCAUUCUAGGCCGAGAGGCCGUCUAUACCCGCGCUUGUCCUUCCCCGACAUCACCUCCCCAUCCACACUACACUCCCCGCAAUGGCUGAGGCAACCCUUCACAACGUGCCCAUUGUCAUUGACAAUGGCAGUGGCACGAUCCGAGCAGGCUUCGCCGGAGAGGAAAUUCCAUCAUGUUAUUUCCCAUCGUUUGUCGGUCGUCCCAAACACCCACGGGUGAUGGCCGGUGGUCUGGAAGGAGACUCGUUCAUCGGGUCCCGUGCACAAGAACUCCGCGGACUGUUGAAGAUCAGGUAUCCUCUGGAACACGGCAUCGUCACGAAUUGGGAAGAUAUGGAAUCAAUUUGGCACUACGUCUACGAAAACGAACUCAAGACACUCCCCGAAGAACACCCCGUCCUGCUCACGGAGCCACCGCUGAACCCGCGCGCCAACCGUGAUAUCGCUGCCCAACUUAUGUUUGAGGCUUUCAACGUCCCGGCUUUGUACAUGUCGAUUCAGGCCGUGUUGUCGCUCUAUGCGUCUGGUCGGACUACGGGUGUCGUCUUGGAUUCUGGUGAUGGUGUAUCUCAUGCAGUGCCUGUCUUCGAGGGUUUCGCUAUUCCGAACAGCAUUCGGAGAAUUGAUGUUGCUGGUCGUGAUGUUACAGAACAGAUGCAAUUGCUGCUGCGGAAGGCUGGACAUGUGCUACACACUAGCGCGGAGAAGGAGGUGGUGCGGAUGAUUAAGGAGAAGGUCUGCUAUGUGUCGCUGGAUCCUAAGCGGGAAGAGAAGGAGUGGAUGAACAGCUACCACAAGUCUGAUGCUAAGGCGAUGGACUACGUUCUUCCAGACGGUCACAAGGUCAAGAUCGGCCAAGAACGUUACCGUGCACCUGAAAUCCUCUUCGAUCCUGAGCUCAUCGGCCUCGAGUAUCCUGGUGUGCACCAGAUCGUGCAGGACGCCAUCACUCGCACAGAUCUCGACCUGCGAAAAUCGCUAUACCUCAAUAUUGUGCUUUCUGGCGGUUCAACGCUGUGCAAGAACUUCCCUGAUCGGUUGAUGCGCGAGAUCAAAAAACUAGCAGUGGAGGACAUGAAGAUCCGCAUUUCUGCGCCUGCUGAGCGCAAGUACACCACGUGGAUUGGUGGUAGCAUUCUUGCCGGGCUGAGCACGUUUAGAAAGAUGUGGGUAAGCGCAGACGAAUGGCACGAGGAUCCCGAGGUGAUUCACAAGCGAUUCGCAUAAAGGACUCUUCUAUGACGGAAAGUCUUUGAUAUCAUGGUGGCCUGCUUCUGAGUCAACUCUGGGACUGUUCACAUUCACUGCCUCCAAUGCGAUCCCCAAGGCACCAUCCCC
Molecule: messenger RNA, 1419 nt
Organism: Penicillium crustosum
Lineage: Eukaryota; Fungi; Ascomycota; Eurotiomycetes; Eurotiales; Aspergillaceae
Product: actin-related protein ArpA
Exons: 3
Coding region: 163-1308 (381 amino acids)
Source: RefSeq, a predicted model, not a curated record